Messenger RNA from Geosmithia morbida, 1074 nucleotides. RefSeq names its product Cir N. NCBI's taxonomy places the organism in Eukaryota, Fungi, Ascomycota, Sordariomycetes, Hypocreales, Bionectriaceae. The coding region runs from base 1 to 1074 and encodes 357 amino acids. The transcript has 2 exons. The record is from RefSeq and is a predicted model, not a curated record.
AUGCCUCUUCAUCUACUUGGAAAAAAGUCGUGGAACGUAUACAAUGCCGACAACAUUGAGCGCGUGCGCCGCGACGAGGCAGCGGCCAAGGCGGCCGAGGAGGCCGAGGAGCAGCGCAUGCAAGAGGUGGACGCUGAGCGUCGAUUAGCCAUUCUGCGUGGCGAAACGCCUCCUCCGCUACCGGCCGAGCCCGAGAAGGAAGAUGCAGAAGGUUCGGCACGAUAUCCUCGCGCGCGAUCAGCCCCCGGCGGCCGCAGGAAGCGCAAGAGGGCCGGCGAAGACGACACCGAAUACGAGCUGCGCCUGGCCCGCGAGAGCAGACUCGAGUCGGCGUCGCAGCACCCCGACGAUAACGGUGAUGUGCGGCGGAGGAAGCCAACGAGCUCGGCACCCAUAACCGACCGAUCGGGACAUAUCGAUCUCCUGGGCGACGACAAGGCCAGGGCCCGCGUGGAGAAGAACGAGGAGGCCGAGGCAGAAGCCGAGAAGGAGAGGCAAAAGUUGACAGACCAGUAUACGAUGCGGCUUGCCAACGCGGCGGGGAGGGACAGUCUCGGCAAGAACCCGUGGUAUUCUCAGUCCGAUGAGACCUCAGCAGCAGCGCAGCCGCAGCCGAUGAAGGACGUGUGGGGCAACGACGAUCCCAAGCGACGGGAGCGCGACAGUCGGCGCAUCGCGUCGAGCGACCCGUUGGCCAUGAUGAAGAAGGGCGCCACGCAGGUGCGGGAGCUGAAGAGGGAGCGCAGGAAGUUCCAGGCUGAGAGAGAGGAAGAGCUAAGACAGCUGCGUCGGGAGCAACGUCGCAGCAGGAGGCACGAUGGGAGAGACGGGUCACCCAGAGGUACCUCAAGCAGACGAUACAGGUCCCGAGACCGAGAGGGUAGUGACCGCCAUCGUCUCCGCAGGAGAAGUAGCCACAGAGACCGCGAAGAAGCGGGGGAGGGAGAAGAAGAAGAGAGGCGCCAUCAUCAUCGCCAGAGGAGAAGCAGUCGCAGGGACGAUGAAGAAAGAGAAGAAGAAGAAGAAGAGAGGCGUCGACACCGUCGCAGAUCCCGUUCACCUCUUCGUGAAUAA